Molecule: messenger RNA, 1532 nt
Organism: Fragaria vesca subsp. vesca
Lineage: Eukaryota; Viridiplantae; Streptophyta; Magnoliopsida; Rosales; Rosaceae
Exons: 5
Coding region: 333-1361 (342 amino acids)
Molecular function (GO): ubiquitin-protein transferase activity
Source: RefSeq, a predicted model, not a curated record
AUCAAUAAAAAAGAAAAGCUUCACUCUUUUCUUGGGUGACCCGUUUUCUGAGAUCGAUCUCUUUCUCUUUCUCUCUCCCAAAGAUUGCAUCUUUCUUCUCAUCUCUGCUCUCUGUUGGGUCUUGUAUAUUUUGAUAGAUCAUAUCUUUGAUAGAUCGUCAACAAUUGUUGUGGUGUUCUUAUCUGAAAAAGGCAGUACAUUUGAUUGAGGAUCUGGAUUAGCUGUUGAAACUUGGGUUAUAGUGGGUUUGGGGUGCUGAGGGGAAGUCUUGCUUAUUUUACCAACACUUGUGCAAAGCAUAAUCCUUGAGGUAGGUUAGCUUCUCAUAUAAGAUGUUGGGGGGCAACAAUGCUAACUCCAUGCUACCUGUUUUCGUGGAUGAAAACCGCUUCCCCUAUCCACCAAAUGCUGCAAAUCAGCUGCAAUUGUUUGGAAAUGUAUCAGCUGGAUGUAAUGUUGAUCCAGUGAAUUAUUUUGGAACUGAGCAUAUCACACCCAUGCUUCGGCCUAAUAAACGAACCAGGGAAGUUGAAGAUAUCUCAAGACAGCAGAAGCUUCAAAUUUCUUUGAACUAUAAUGUUUGUCAAGAUGAAGCUGAUCGCUCAGUUAGCAUUCCAAACCCGAACCAUGUAUCAACAGGUUUAAGACUAUCUUAUGAUGAUGAUGAGCGAAACUCAUCUGUUACCUCUGCCAGUGGAAGUAUGACAGCAGCACCGUCGAUGAUACUAUCCCUAGGGGACAAUAUUAGGACCGAGCUUGAUCGGCAAAAGGAAGAAUUUGAUCAGUACAUCAAAAUUCAGGAGGAACACAUGGCAAAGGGGGUAAGAGACAUGAAGCAGAGACAUAUGGCUUCUUUCCUUACUGCUAUAGAGAAAGGUGUAGACAAAAAGCUACGGGAGAAAGACUUAGAGAUUGAGACCAUGAACCGUAAGAACCGAGAAUUGGUUGAUAGAAUAAGACAGGUAGCUGUCGAAGCCCAGAAUUGGCAUUACAGAGCCAAGUACAAUGAGUCGGUUGUUAAUGUCCUGAAGAGCAACCUCCAGCAAGCAAUUUCACAGGGUGCUGACCUAGGGAAGGAGGGUUUUGGAGACAGUGAAGUUGAUGACACUGCCUCAUACAUUGAUCCAAAUAACUACCUCGCUGUUCAAGGUGUGCCAGCGAAGUCUGUGUCGAAGAAUUACCUAGGUUUGAAGGAGCAAAUGGAUUGCAGAGCAUGCAAAGCAUGCCGAGCAAAGGAGGUGUCUAUCUUGUUGAUGCCCUGUAGGCACCUCUGUUUAUGUAAGGACUGUGAUGAGUUCAUCAGUGUUUGCCCCGUAUGCGAGUCAAUGAAAACGGCUAGUUUCCAAGUGUACUUGUCGUAAAUUAUUGAAGCCAGCAAAGUAACAUGAUAAAUCAUUGGCACUGUUGAUAUAUAAUGUGUGUGAUCUUGUACUGUUUACUUGAAAUCAAAAAAUUGUAUCCGGAGUAUCCUAGUUGUCUUCAUGAAAUGAGCAUAUAAACAGUUACUUUAUUACAGUGUGGUGACUUUAUCC